UUCUGGUAAGGUACGCCCAGGUGCGUUGAGAACAUAUUGGGAAAAAUAUACAGUCCACACAUUGCUAAAUUGGGCACACGUUGUGUCCGCAUGAUGUGGGAAGACAUUCGAUGCAGUUAAUGUUUCGAGGGGGAAGCAAAUGAUGAGAACUCAGAACAAGUUGUUUACGCCGGAAGUCGUCGUCUUUCUCAGCCAAAUGUGAUCCAGCAGAUUUAAAAGGAAGGCAUAUUAUGUCGGAACGGUUGUUGCUUUUUCUUUUCCAUACCGACCUCGAGAGUAGUUGGUGAAAGAUGUUAGUUGGCUAUAGCAGUAGCUCGGAUGAGGAAAGUGAUGGUGGUGGUGUGCAGGCAGACGCGGAUACAGACCAUAACACUUUUUCUCGAAAAUGUAAGCAAGACCGAGACAACACUGAUGGCCCAAUGAAAAAGGUGCCUAAAAUUGAGAAAGUAUCUCCUACACCAAGGCUCCCUCUCCCUGGUUGUUUGCUUUCCAUGUUCCCACAAGGUGUGGAUACACAGACUGAGGACAGCUCUUUGCAUGAUGGCCGUAUACGUUCCUUUAAACAUGAGAGAGGAAAUUGGGCAACAUAUGUUUAUUUCCCAUACAAACCUGAAGAGGAAUUUGGGGAGUUCAUGGAGUCGCUUCUUUCAACUGCAGCUGCCUUUGGUGUGGUUUUGACGCCUCAGGAGGAAUUUCAUCUCAGCCUGUCUCAGACAGUGAUCCUGAGACACCACUGGAUCCAGCCCUUCAUACAGGGUCUCAAGGCAGGCCUGGCCCCCUGCAAAAGAUUUGUGUGCUCCGCACCAAGACUGAAUGUCUAUAACAAUGCUGAGAAGACAAGAACCUUCUUAGGGAUGGAGGUUGUAACUGGCCAUGCCGAGUUAAUAAAUUUGGUCCGGGUGGUGGACAGAACGUUGAAAGACUAUCGGCUGGACACUUUUUAUCAGGAUCCAUCAUUCCACGUUAGCCUGGCUUGGUGUGUUGGGGACUUCAGUACGCAAUUGAGGAAAUGCCUUCAUGAGCUUCAGAAUUUGGUCGAUAACCAUGAAGGGGAACCAUAUCAUCUGUGUUUGGAUUGUGCAGAGUUACGCUGCCGCACAGGAAACAAGACCUUCCGCUUCCCCCUGUGUGGUUAAAACUGGAUGUUACAGUAUAUCAUGGCAAAUGAAGUAUCAUGGGUAAUCCAGGGAGUCCUCAUUUUAUGGUCUUGAUCUGUGAAAUUUUGAGGUUACGUACGACAUGCAAUUGUUUCAAUUGAAUAGGCAAUUACAGUAUGCUCAAUUACUGCCAUACUUUUCCCUUUUGAGAAUGUUAUACAGAUGGUUUACAUACACAUAUUUACUCUAAUGACUGCAGAAAGACCCUCUAUAAUGUGGGGUGAAAAAAUAAAUGGAAUGGCAUGUCCAACAUACAUAAUCUGAUCAUGAAUUAAAAUGAUGUCUAUUUUUAGGUCAUUUGCCUUAGUGACCUUAGAAAGGACAAUCCAUGUUCACACACAUUCCCACCGAAUUACUGAUGGAUGCCAAUCAAUGUGACAUUUUCAACUUUUUGCAAAGUAUGAGCUAAAUGCCUGUUUGGCAAAUAGAUAUGCAACUACCCUUGAACUACACAUGAUUGAUGCUUUUUGUGAGUUUUUUUCAAAUACAUUUUUGUUUUCAACUUA
Molecule: messenger RNA, 1663 nt
Organism: Syngnathoides biaculeatus (alligator pipefish)
Lineage: Eukaryota; Metazoa; Chordata; Actinopteri; Syngnathiformes; Syngnathidae
Gene: usb1
Product: U6 snRNA biogenesis 1
Exons: 7
Coding region: 291-1136 (281 amino acids)
Biological process (GO): U6 snRNA 3'-end processing
Cellular component (GO): nucleus
Molecular function (GO): 3'-5'-RNA exonuclease activity
Source: RefSeq, a predicted model, not a curated record